AUGAAGAGUCAGGAACGUGCCACGUGCAAUCGUAUACUAGGUAGCCUGAAGGACGGCCCCAAGCGCGCGCUUCAAAUGGAACACCGUCCUCAGCGGGUACCGAGCGAUAUGCGUAGUCUGGUCCGGCUCUUGGGAUUGCGGGAGGUGGUAACCCUGGCGACAGGGAAUUGUAUGGCGAUGGCAGUAUCACAGGCUUACGCUGAUGCCGACAUGCAUGGCGAGAAUGUCGCAUUUGAACGGCUCACGGCCAGUGUAAACGAGGCAUUCAAUUUGCCGGUCUUCUCAACUUAG
Molecule: messenger RNA, 291 nt
Organism: Peronospora matthiolae
Lineage: Eukaryota; Oomycota; Peronosporomycetes; Peronosporales; Peronosporaceae
Source: the annotation of a GenBank genome assembly